AUGGCAGAAAGCAAUCACAAGGACCAAAAGCCAAUUUCUUACGAUAAAUCUAAUAAACUUAUAUAUUCAUCGUCAUCUUCUUCUUCUUCGCCUUGCUCCUUCACGGCGAUCAUCCUCCUCCUCAUAUUUCUCUCGUAUUUCCUAUACUCAUUCAGUUUCAUAUCGUUUCUAAACCCGUAUUCUCCUUCUAAAAUCCCCAAUACUCUCCUCGUACCCGUAAUCCGACUCGGGUCGGGUCAGAAACCAACAGAGGAGAAAACAGAGCUUAAGCACAUCGUAUUCGGAAUCGCCGCCUCCUCGAAUCUGUGGAAGCGUCGGAGAGAAUACGUGAAAACAUGGUGGAGACCCAACGGAGAGAUGAAAGGCGCCGUUUGGCUCGACAAGCCCGUAAACGACACCGUUUCUUCACAUUCCUCCGCCUUAUUGCCCGAGAUCAAAAUCUCCUCCGACACGUCGAGCUUCAAGUACCGUUACCGUAACGGACACAGAUCAGCGAUCAGGAUCACGAGGAUCGUGUCGGAGACGGUGAGGAUGUUAAACGGAACUGAAUCUGAGAGAAACGUGAGGUGGGUGGUGAUGGGUGACGACGACACGGUGUUUUUCCCGGAGAAUCUGGUGAGGGUCUUGAGAAAAUACGAUCACAAGCAGUUCUAUUACAUCGGAGCUCCGUCGGAGAGUCAUCUCCAGAAUCUGCAUCAGUUCUCGUACGGGAUGGCUUACGGUGGAGGCGGGUUCGCGAUAAGCUAUCCACUGGCCAAAGUGUUGGAGAAGAUGCAAGAUCGCUGCAUUGAGAGGUACUCUGAUCUCUACGGUUCCGAUGAUCGGAUCCAUGCUUGUAUGGCCGAGCUUGGUGUUCCUCUCACCAGAGAAGUUGGAUUUCACCAGUUUGAUGUAUAUGGGAAUCUGUUGGGACUAUUAUCAGUGCAUCCGCAAGCUCCAAUAGUGUCGAUUCAUCACCUAGACGUAGUAGAGCCCAUAUUCCCGAAAACAAGCCGUGUCAAGGCCAUCAAGAGGCUGAUGAUCCCAGCGAAACUUGAUUCAGCAAGCCUCGUCCAACAGUCGAUAUGUUACGACACAAGCAGGCAGUGGACAAUGUCAAUAUCGUGGGGUUACACGGUCCAUAUCACGCGUACGUAUAUGCCAGCUAGGAUGAUGGAAGUGCCCACUCGCACUUUCAACGACUGGCACAAACGCCACGAUUUCACCAAUCUUGCUUUCAACACACGUCCCGUGACCUACACUGAUUGCCAGCGCCCGCGUGUGUUUUUUAUGUCUCAUGUGCUCAAUGACUCUUCUUCUGGCUCAACGGUUAGUGUGUAUCUGAGGCACAACGAGUGGAAUCCUAAAUGCGAUUGGGGUAUCCCUGAUCCUUCUGAUAUCAAUCGGAUCUUCGUCUACAAAAAACCCGACCCGGAUAGGUGGAAUAAGGCUCCAAGGAGAGAUUGUUGUAGAUUACUGCCUACAACAAACAAGGGAGCUAUGGUGAUCAAUGUGACAGCUUGUGCACAUGACGAAAUUGUUGCUUAUUCUGAGAAAUAG
This is a messenger RNA of Eutrema salsugineum, 1539 nucleotides long. RefSeq lists its product as uncharacterized. The transcript is spliced from 3 exons. The record is from RefSeq and is a predicted model, not a curated record. Bases 1 to 1539 code for a protein of 512 amino acids. NCBI's taxonomy places the organism in Eukaryota, Viridiplantae, Streptophyta, Magnoliopsida, Brassicales, Brassicaceae. Gene Ontology annotation, molecular function: acetylglucosaminyltransferase activity.